Capsicum annuum is the source of this 5003-nucleotide messenger RNA. Its product is annotated as receptor-like protein 15. Gene Ontology annotation, molecular function: protein binding. The transcript has 10 exons. Lineage: Eukaryota; Viridiplantae; Streptophyta; Magnoliopsida; Solanales; Solanaceae. The record is from RefSeq and is a predicted model, not a curated record. The coding region runs from base 473 to 4927 and encodes 1484 amino acids.
AAAAAGAAUGCCAUAUAAAAUGAAACAGAGGGAGUACUACAUACCUACAAAUAGGAAGUAUGAUCACAAGUUCAACUUCCAAAGUUUAAUUAUAGACUGGUUUUAGAAUGUUAAUUUCAAAGUACAAUCUAUUUAACUCUCGAAAACUCACUGUCACAAAAUUUAGCACGUCCAUUUUAAUUUUCUUGCUAAUUUGGUAAACAGGUUUCGAGAAACUAAGACGACUGAGAAAACUGAAAGUACUUGAUUUGUCAGGGACAGUUUCAAUCACAGCAUCUUUCAGCCUAUUAGUCAACUUUCAUCUCUCAGGUCGUUGAACCUCUCUCGUAACUUCAUUGGAUCACGUUCCGGCAUAUGGUUCACACACAACAAAACUGGAUCAGGUUCUAGCAUAUGGUUUGCUUCUUUGCCUGUUAUAUUCUAAUUAAUCCAUUCCCUUAACAUUUCUGAGAGAUUGUCAGGGUUAGACAAGAUGGAAAUCCUAGAUUUGAGCUAUAACAAUCUAGAUCUUGAAAACGUUUUCUCUACUCUACAGAUAAAUACAUCUAAGAUGGUAUUGAAGAAGCUCGAUAUAAGGUACAAUCAGUUCCAGAGUUUUCUACCAAAUGAAGAAUUGGGAGCUUUAAGAAAUAUAGAGUACUUACUGUUGGAUGGGAACAUAUUGGAUGAGAACUUUCUCAGGAGCAGUGGUGUAAUGUCAUCCCUUAAAGUAUUAUCGGUAGCUCAAUGCGGCCUCAAUGGAACCCUACCUCUUCAAGGCUUGUGUGAUCUCAAAUAUCUUGAAGAACUAGGUCUCAGCUACAACAAAUUCACUGGAAAACUCCCUCCAUUUCUUGGAAACUUAACAUUUUUACGGGUAGUUGAUCUCACUGACAAUCAUUUUACUGGAAACAUUGCCUCAUCCCCACUUUCAAAUCUCUUGUCCCUUGAAUACCUCUUGUUAGCAAACAACAACUUUGAAAUAUCAAUUUCAUUUGAGUCAUUUGCUAACCAUUCCAAACUUAAGUUUGUCUUUGCUGACAAAAACUCGGUAAUUGGACAAACAUCUUCCAACAGAUGGAUACCAAAAUUUCAAUUGGAAGCCUCGACUUUAUCCAACUGCUCUCAAAUACCAAGUUUCCUUCAUUAUCAACUUCAUUUAAAACUUCUUAUUCUCUCGAAAUGCAACAUUGGUGGAGACUUUCCAAAUUGGUUAUUAGAAAACAAUUCUAGACUUGGAGACGUUCACCUGGAUGGAAAUGCAUUCACUGGAUCUCUUCAAUUACCGUUCCUUCCUAAUCUGGAAGUUUUGGAUAUCUCAAACAACAAGAUUCAAGGAGAACUACCCCCUAACAUUGGGUCCAUCUUACCGAAUCUCGUUGUGUUAAUAAUGUCCAACAAUAUUAUUGAAGGCUUGUUCCCGUCAAGUUUUGGUGACAUGGAAUACCUUACCUGCUUGGAUUUGUCAUACAAUAAGUUAAAAGGGAAGCUUCCGAUAGGAUUGGCUCGUAAAGGAUCCAAGUUAAUUUUUCUGAGAUUGUCUAAUAACAUGUUGAAAGGGGAAAUAUUUCCAGUUUCAGGUAACAUCAACAAUUUCCAAUAUUUAUACUUGGAUGGGAACAACUUCUCCGGCCCAAUUCCGCAGGCGUUAGUCACUGCUCCCUUACAAGCGUUGGACUUAAGUUACAAUAACUUGUCAGGAAAUAUACCAGCGUGGCUUGGUAAUAGCUCCUCCAUACAAUCCCUUGCAUUGUACAGAAACCAUCUAAAGGGUCAUAUUCCACCUGAUUACUGCAGACUUGAGGGACUUGAGGAGUUAGACCUCUCUGAAAACAACCUUGUUGGCGUGAUUCCAUCAUGUUUCAGUGCUUUCCGAGACUUAAAACAAGUUAAGAAGCAGAAUAUGACUAAUUGCAAGAUAGUAUAUUUGUGGUUGUUGAUUUUGUUCAUGGCAAAUGGAUGGUGUUGUUGUUAUUGUUGUUGGAAAGAAGAAAGGACAGCUCUAUUGCAACUCAAAGCAAACAUAAAAUACAGUACAAGCAACGAGGACUAUUUGUCAUCGUGGGGGGCUAAUGAAACCUCGGAUUGUUGUCGAUGGGACGGAAUUGUUUGCAGCAACACCACCAGAAGAGUCAUAGAGUUAUCCAUUGCUGUCAAGAAAAUUAGUAAAGAAGAACAACUUAGUACUCUUUAUGGUACAUAUACUGAUGAUAUUUUAAGGAACUGGCUUUUUAAUGCAUCUUUAUUUGUUCCCUUCAAAAAUCUCAAAGCUCUACUCCUCCCCGGACGUUCAUUAGCCGGUUGGGUGAAGAAUGAAGGUUUUGAGAAUCUGAGGCGACUGAGAAAACUGGAAGUACUUGAUUUGUCUCGGAACCACUUCAAUCGCAGCAUCUUUGAGUCUAUUAGUCAACUUUCAUCCCUCAAGUCAUUGUACCUCGCAGACAAUAAUAUUGGAUCAGGUUCUGGAAGAUUGUCAGGGUUAAACAAGCUGGAAAUCCUAGAUUUGAGCUCCAACAAUCUAGAGGAUGAAAAUUUUCUCGGUUCUGAGAAACUGAGACAUUUGAGGAAAAUAGAAAGCCUUGAUUUAUCAUGGAACGGCUUUAACCGCAGCAUCUUUCAGUCUCUUAAUCAGUUUUCAUCUCUCACGUCAUUGAAUCUCGCAAACAACAAAGUUGCAUCAGGUCCAGAGAGAUUGUCAGGGUUAGAUAAGCUGGAAAUCUUGGAUUUGAGCAAUAAUGCACUUGAUGAUGAAAAUGGGUUCGCUGCUUUAGGCUUGUGUGAUCUAAAGUAUCUUGAAGAACUAAGUCUCAGCAGAAACAAAUUCACUGGGAGACUCCCUGCAUGUCUUGGAAAUUUAACAUUUCUUCGGGUAAUUGAUCUCACUCUAAAUUGGUUUACUGGAAACAUUGCCUCAUCGCCACUUUCACGUCUCUUGUCCCUUGAAUACCUCUUGAUAGCAAACAACAACUUUGAAAUACCAAUUUCAUUCGAGUCAUUUGCAAACCAUUCAAAACUUAAGUUUAUCUUUGCUGAUGAGAACUCUGUAAUUGGAGAAACUUCUUCCAAUAGAUCGAUACCCAAAUUUCAAUUGGAAGCCUUGACUUUAUCCAACUGCUCUCAAAUACCAAGUUUCCUUCAUUAUCAACAUCAUUUAAGACUUCUUGGUCUAUCGAGAUGCAACAUUGGUGGAGACUUUCCAAAUUGGUUAUUAGAAAACAACUCUAGACUUGGAGAAGUUCACUUGGAUGGAAAUGCAUUCACUGGAUCUCUUCAAUUGCCAUUCCGUCCUAAGAUGAGAGCUUUUGAUAUCUCAAACAACAAGAUUCAAGGAGAACUACCCACAAACAUUGGGUCCAUCUUCCCGAAUCUCUUUGUGUCAAUAAUGUUCAACAAUAUGCUUGAAGGCUUGUUGCCUUCAAGUUUUGCUGACAUGAAAAACCUUGCAUGCUUGGAUUUGUCAUACAAUAAGUUAAAAGGACAGAUUCCGAUUAGAUUGGGCCGUAAAGGAUCCAAGAUAUAUGUUCUGAAAUUGUCGAAUAAUUUGUUGGAAGGGGAAAUAUUUCCAGUUUUAGCUAACAUCAGCAAUUUGCAAUAUUUGUACUUGGAUGGGAACAACUUCUCCGGCCCAAUUCCGCAGGCGUUAGUCACUGCUCCUUUUCUAAGCAUACUGGAUUUAAGUGACAAUAACUUUUCAGGAAACAUACCAUCGUGUCUUGGUAAUAUCUCCUCCUUAAGAUCCCUUGCAUUGUCCAGAAACCAUCUAAUGGGUCAUAUUCCACCUGAUUACUGCAGACUUGAACAACUUGAGGUGUUAGACCUCUCUGAAAACAACCUUGUUGGCGUGAUUCCAUCAUGUUUCAGUGCUUUCCAAUACUUAAAACAUGUACAUUUGAGCAAAAACAAUUUACAAGGAGAAUUCAACAUGUUCUCAAACAGCUCAUAUUUACAGCUGUUAGAUCUAGGAGACAACAAUUUCAGUGGUUCCAUUCCAAAAUGGUUGGGCAGUACUUCUGAUAUAACCAUCUUACUACUGAGAGGAAAUCGUCUUCAAGGCACCAUACCUCCACUGUUAUGUCAUGCAAGGUGCUUAAGAAUGCUGGAUAUUUCUCACAAUAAUCUUUCUGGACCUAUACCUCAUUGCUUGGCAAACAUAACACAACAAGCAUGGAAUACAAUAAUAUCCGAAUACCUAUCAUCAUUUGGAUAUGAAGUUGAGAUGUUUGUAGGAGACGCUGUGAUAGACGAAGAAUUUUUAGCUGAGUCCUCCUCCAUGAAUAUGUUUCUAGAUUACAAUGCAUGGGUUAGAGCAGAGUUUACGACCAAAUAUAAUACCUAUUCAUAUAAAGGUCUCAUGGCGGAUUAUAUGUGUGGAAUUGAUCUUUCUUACAACGAGUUAAGUGGUGAAAUACCCAAGGAACUCGGUAAUCUUACCGAGAUUCAUGCAUUAAACUUGUCACAUAACCACCUUACUGGAGCAAUACCAUCAGAAUUCUCAAAUCUCCAGAAUAUCGAGAGUUUGGAUCUGUCAUACAACAACUUGACUGGGAGUAUUCCCACUCAACUUCUAAAGUUGACAACUCUAGCAGUUUUUACCGUGUCACAUAAUAAUCUAACAGGAAGGACUCCACAGCGUUCUUCGCAGUUUGCAACUUUUACUGAAAGCAGUUAUGAGGGAAAUCCGUUUCUUUGUGGUCUUCCAUUGAACAUCAGUUGCACAGAGGCUAAAGAGAUUCCAAUAUACCCCCCAGCACCAAAUUAUUGCGAAGAUGAUGCGUCUUUCUUAGAUAUGGAGGCCUUCUAUAUUUCCUUUCUUGUGGCAUAUGCAAAUGUGGUGGUUGCAGUGGUUGUAGUCCUCUGGGUAAAUCCUUACUGGAGAAAUGUUUGGUUCUAUUUUGUCGAGUCUUUCAUGUAUUCAUGUUACUGUUUGUUUGUCUCCAAAUGUAGAUGACCUCGAAUAUUAAGGUCACUUUAAUUACGUAGCAUUUCAUUAUAGCAAAUCGUAUGUGUGAGUUGUUCUUAGUUCC